Messenger RNA from Benincasa hispida (wax gourd), 990 nucleotides. It is a transcript of the gene ARR9, whose product is annotated as response regulator 9. The record is from RefSeq and is a predicted model, not a curated record. NCBI's taxonomy places the organism in Eukaryota, Viridiplantae, Streptophyta, Magnoliopsida, Cucurbitales, Cucurbitaceae. Gene Ontology annotation, biological process: phosphorelay signal transduction system; cytokinin-activated signaling pathway.
UUAAUUUAAUUUAUUUUUUAUUUUAUAUAAUUUUUUCCCCUUCCUCUUAAAACCAACGCAAACCCACCAAAUUUCCCCCUCCAUCUCUCUCUCGCUUUCUUUUCUGUGAUUCUGAAUUUUGGAGCAAAAUGGUUAUGGCUGCCGAUUCCAAAUUCCAUGUUCUUGCUGUCGAUGACAGCCUCAUAGAUAGAAAACUCAUCGAAAGGCUUCUCAAAACUUCCUCCUAUCAAGUUACUACGGUUGAUUCUGGUAGCAAGGCCUUAGAAUUUCUUGGUUUGAUUCAAGAACAUCAACAUACAAACUUCAAAUCCCCUUCUAAUUCUUCCUUUUCCUCCUCCAACAAUCAUCAUCAGGAAGUGGAAGUGAAUCUUAUCAUCACUGAUUACUGCAUGCCUGGAAUGACUGGCUUCGAUUUGCUCAAGAAAGUUAAGGAAUCAACGUCGCUAAGAAACAUACCAGUGGUGAUAAUGUCAUCGGAAAACGUACCUUCGAGAAUCAGCAGAUGUUUGGAAGAAGGCGCGGAAGAGUUCUUCCUGAAGCCAGUUCGAUUGUGCGAUGUGAAUAAACUGAAACCGCAUAUGAUGAAGACGAGAUUGAAAGAGGAUCAAAAUCAAGAAGAAGAAGAAGAAACAAGAACAGAGAUCGAAUUGGAAUCGGUUGAAGAACAACAACAAGAAGAGUUGGAAUUUGAGAUGAAGAGUAAGAAAAGAAAGGGAGGUAUGGAUGGAGAAGGUGUGGAGGCGGAGAGAAGAAGAAGAAGAAGAUUCGACAACAAUGGCGUCGCGACUGUGAUUUGAAGAAUUUGAUUAACGAUAAGGCUCCGCCAUUAGAGGAAUUGUAUAUAAAGAGAGUUUAUGAAAAUUAGAGGAAGUUGGUGAUUCGUUUCUUACAAUGGAAGAUUUGUUUUGUUAUACAUCAAAUUGAAUUUUGUUUUUCCAUUUCUAAACUGAAUAACAAACUCUUCUCUCUCGAAUUAGCCAAAAAAAAAAA